Rana temporaria (common frog) is the source of this 2014-nucleotide messenger RNA. RefSeq names its product protein P54-like. Bases 57 to 1355 code for a protein of 432 amino acids. The record is from RefSeq and is a predicted model, not a curated record. The transcript has 3 exons. Lineage: Eukaryota; Metazoa; Chordata; Amphibia; Anura; Ranidae.
UUUCCAACUUUAAUUUGGUAGUCAGCACUGGCAGUGGGAAGCUAUACGCUGAGUUGAUGGGAAUGAAAACUCUAAUUAUAUUAUCCUUGGUGGUCAUUGGCCUGGCCAAAUACGUCAAUGGUGCAUUCGUUUACCCUGGGCCCAGUAAGGGCAGGAAUUCACACUCUUUUUCCUGGAAUGGAUUUGGUGGAAUAAGUGAAUUAGGUGACUCAUCGAACCCUGAAAGACCUAGAAGAGAGGCCGAUGUAGAGUUACCCAAGAAACAUAAACAGUUUUCGUUGGGCGAGGUCAAACUUAUAAAAAAUGGAAAUUUUCCAGCACCAUAUGGUAUCCAACAAAAAGCAAGGCGCGGCAAAUCUGAGAUUGACUCGACUGUAAAUAGCAAACCAUUGCAAAAUGAGCAAGAGAAGCCUUUAUUUACUAAAAAUAAUGUACCAGUGCUUGAGAAAGAUAAAGCAUCCUCCAGUGAAUCUUCAUCUAGUGGGCAAAGUGGCGAGUCUUCUGCAGCCAACAAUCCUUCAUCUAGUGAGGAAAAUGCUGAUCCAGCUGCUAAUCAAUUGGAAUCCAGCUCAAGUGAGGAGAAUAGUGCAUCAGGAGCCAAUCAGGAGUCUUCAUCUAGUGAAGAAAAUACUGCACCAGCUGCUAACCAAGAAGAAUCCAGUUCCAGUGAGGAAAGCAAUGCACCCGUAGCCAAUCAAGAGGGGUCUUCAUCUAGUGAAGAAAAUGCUGCACCAGCUGCUAACCAAGAAGAAUCCAGUUCCGGUGAUGACAGCAUUGCACCCGUAGCCAAUCAAGAGGGGUCUUUACCUAGUGAAGAAAAUGCUGCACCAGCUGCUAACCAGGGAGAAUCCAGUUCCAGUGAGGACAGCAAUGUACCCGCAGCCAAUCAAGAGGGGUCUUCAUCUAGUGAAGAAAAUGCUGCACCAGCUGCUAACCAGGGAGAAUCCAGUUCCAGUGAGGACAGCAAUGCACCCGCAGCCAAUCAAGAGGGGUCUUCACCUAGUGAAGAAAAUGCUGCACCAGAUGCUAAUCAAGGGGAACCUGGAGUAGAGGAAGAGAUAGCAGAAGUAGUAAAAAGGUUUAAAAAACAAGAUGCUGCUGCUAAUCUUGGCUUGUUGCAACCAUUUGUGAGUGCCAAACCCCUUAAUAAGCGCAGACCACUAGUUUUUAGUGUAAGAGAUGUUGAUCAUGUAGGACGAAAUUCACCAAGACAAGGCAAUGUUCCAGGCUCAAGGCGCCCAAGAGAAAUAGCAUACAGCUUUCCUAAGCUCUCAUACAAAGGUGUCGAGCAAGGACCACAAGGGCAGAUAGUGGGAGCAGGCACUCGGAAACGUGGAAGGGCAGUCAAAAAAUAAUGUGCUAUUCAUUGUGAUCUAAUGAACACAAUAUUUUAAGUGUAUCUAAAGUCGAAACGUUUUUAGAUUUGGAUAGUUAUGAUAGAGUGGUGUGAAGUUAGAACCUCUGUCAGUUUUUUUUUCCUACAGUCUGUGUCCCAUUAGAGAGAUGUACUCCCUCUUGUUGUCCUGCUGACAAUUGUUACCUGGACUGAAAAGGAAAACCCCAAAUUUUCGAUUUUCACCAGAACAAGAAUAGAGGGGGAAUCUUCCUAAGAAGACACAUCUGUAACAUCUAAGAAGUAAUCACCUUCACUUUUGUGAGAUUUCUGAUCACUUCCUGUUGUGUUUGGAAAACAGGAAGUGGCGAGAAAUCACCCCAGUAACACACAGAUGUAAAAAAAAAAAAAAAAAACUGAUGGUGGAGGGAGGGGUUAUCCUUUCAGUACUCUAUUUAAAAUGAAAAUAAAUGGCUUUAAGUACAAUAAAAAUGUGUGUAUAAAAUACAUUAAACUGAUUGCCUGGCUUUAACUGAUUCCACCCAAUUUUCUUUUAACAAUUCUUUGUUUUUUUUGUCCUCUAAGCUUCAUAUAGUCAUUAAACACAAUAAUGCUUCAGCAACCUAUGUUUUCUAAAAUCCUCCCAAUUAGCAUGCCCAAUAAAGCUUCAGCAAUAUAUUA